This is a messenger RNA of Cephus cinctus (wheat stem sawfly), 5447 nucleotides long. RefSeq lists its product as uncharacterized. Lineage: Eukaryota; Metazoa; Arthropoda; Insecta; Hymenoptera; Cephidae. The transcript has 5 exons. The record is from RefSeq and is a predicted model, not a curated record. Bases 475 to 5412 code for a protein of 1645 amino acids.
GUACUCUGUUCCUUUCCUUUAAUAAUUCCAUUACUAGUUUACAUGUUGUCCUCACGGACAGCGGAGGUCUUUCUUGCGAUUGCGGGUUGCAGUAUCGCAGACACUUGCUAAUUAUCGACGGUUAUUGGAAUCUGUGAAAUGCUUCAGUCAGAGAACAUAUAUAAUAUAAUUAUAAUUAUAUGUUCUCUGCUUCAGUAUAGUAAACUUUUCAAUAUUCCUUUCAAAAUAAAUGAAUGUCUAGAGUAAUACUUCUUUUAAAAUGACACACGCAUAUUUACGUUAGUCGUCUAUCUGAUUGCGUUUGAUUUAACCAAAAUUAUUUAAUAAUUUAUGUAAAUGUAUUUUCAACUAUUCAUUCUUAUAUCGCGAUAUACAAUUUCAUCAUAAAUCUCAUGUAAUUACUUGCAAGAGUGUCGAUGAACUUGAAAGUCAAGCGAAAUUUCUUUGUAACUAAAUAACCAACAGAUUUUCAAAAUGGAUUUUACUCAGGAUCCAGGGACAAAGAAGAGUUUUACGAGAUUCUUAAAUCUACUAAAUAUUUCGAGUGCAAAGUUCAGUCGAACAAAUUUUAAAAAUUCUACUUUACAAAAUAAUGAAGUAAUAUCGCAAAUUAAUAAUCAGCCUUGGAAAUCCCUUCAAGAUCAAAAUCUUGAUCCUGAUGUUGAACUGAACGAUCUUAUUAAUUUAGUGUCCUCCACGCUACAGGAACUUAAAGCAAUCUCAGGUUCUAAUGUCCUGAAGACUUUUCGGCCGCCCGAAAAUUCAACAGGAGAAAUACCUAAUGAUAAAGAUUAUGUAACAACUAAUUUGUCGUUCAAAAAUUCAAUACAAAAUUUAAUGUCCUCAAUUUAUAUCGAUGACUGUCAAACGACGCCUAUUUAUACCGAUGCACGGUCCAUUAGGGGAAAUAAUAAUUAUUCAAAAGAUUCUGGAUAUGUAGACAAUAGAGGGGACUUCGAUUUGAUCAACAAUAUUAUGAAAAGUUCAACUAUGUUGAAUUCUUCGUCAUACUUGAAUACAGAUAGAAUUAUUCCUAAACACAAUUGGAAAAGCGGUGACGCAGUAAAUGAAAUGAAUCGUAGUUAUCCAUUGGAAUACGAUGAAAAUUAUAUUGAGAAAAAGGCAAAUGAUAAUUUAUCAAAAAUAUAUAAUACACAAAGUUUAGAAAGUCCUUGGGAUUCUAAAUUUGCAAAAUCUUUCUCCCCGAUCAAUAUAAAAAAUAAUUUAAAUAACUUUAAGAACCAAGAUAGAGUUUUCUCUGCAUCUCCAGUUAGAUGCAACAAUAUGGAAGAAGAAAUGGAAACUGUUAUACCUACUCGUGAUAAAAAUUUUAAAGAAAUUACGGAACAUGCUAUGUUAAUUAAUGAAGUUAAUGAUGGUAUUAAUUCGGAAAAAAUACAACAAUCUUCAUUAAAUCGUUUAAAUAAUUUAAGAGAAGAUACUAGCAUAGUAGUCGAAGAUAAAAAAUUGAAUUUCAAUCAAGCAUCUUUGAAAAGUAUCAGUGAUACAGGAUAUAUAACGGAUGAAGAAGUUGGUCAAAAAAUGUCACAAUUGGGUCUCUCAAGCGGAUUUACUACAAGUAAAAUAUGCAACGUUGAUCAAGAGAUUUCUCAAAUGAAUUUUACCAAUGGAUUUACUACGAGUACCAGACCCUGUGUUGGAUUAGUUUCCGAAUGCCAAUUAAAGAUGACAAAUGGACGAAACUUGUUUAAAGACAAGAGAGAUCAUAGUAAUACUAGAAAUCGUAAAAACUUGGCAAAAGAAAAUUGCAAAUCAAGUCUUAAACGAACAAAUAUGAUGGAUGUGAAAAAGAAAAAUAUCAAACAUGACGUAGUGCACGAUGGGUCCAAACAAAUGAUGGAAUUGCUGCCACACAAAUAUGAUGACAAACUUUCUUCAAGAUACAUAGAUAAAAUUUCUCCAAGAUCUCCUAAAAUUAAAGAUACUAUUAAAAAUUGCAAAGCUAUAGAAAAACACGUGAAACCCUUGACAAAUUUGAAAGGCACGACUAACAGUGUUAAGAAUCCUAAAUUUGCUAGAACAAAAGUUAGUAUGAAAUCCCAAGACAGUAACAAAGUGUUUAAAGACAAUAAUAGAACUAAAGUGACAGAAAAUAGAGUGGAAAACAUAAAGAAUAUUGCACAAGAAUAUAAGCGAAUUCCUGAGGAGCCUUCAGGUGUUAGAAACAAGUGUGGGAAUAAUGUUUGGGAAAAAGUAAUUAAACCAACAUCUACGAACAUUACAAAAAGAUCAGAGGGAUCAAAGUUGGAACUAAAACGACAAGGAAACGUGGAGACAAGAUCAAAAAUACCAGUAGGAAAAUCUUGCGGAGAUAUUCAAAAUUCCAUAACGCCAUGCAAAAGGUUUCAAACUCCACAAUCUGUUCUCAAAGUAUGCAGCAUUAAGUCUGGGAAGGAAUCAGCCAGGACAAGGUCCUUAGGUGAAAAGAAAUUUAAUUCAUUGGAUAUUGGUGUUUCUCAAGAUCUGCUAUCAAAAGAUAAUAGAAAUUUAAUUGAUUUAGAAGAAAAUCGUGUAACCAGGAUAUGCCAAUGUCUUGCAGAAACAAAAGCUCAGCAACGAUACAAAUGUAGCUCCAGCAAAGAAUUAUCAAUAGUCACUGAAAAUCAAUUUUUGAAUGAUGAGAAGGAUCAAUGUUUUAGCAGUAAUCAAUCAGUCAGUCCCUCCAAAAGAUGUGAAUCAGUAACUUUUGGGAAAAGUAGUGAAACAAACGUGAACAAAUCGAAAUUCAAUUCGAAAACGAGGCCGGGAACACCCAAAAGAUUUUCAACGACAACGGUUGGGCAAAAUUCUUUGCAAAAUAUUAAUGAAAGAUUUGAGAAGCCUAAAGUUAUUAAAAUGCUAGAGGAAAUUAUCAACGACACACCAAAAGUGUUAAAAGAAAAUAAUUUGUUGAAUAAGACUGAAAGAACUAUACCACAUUCCAUAAAAUUAUCAAUAACAAGUUUACAAAAUAAUGAUCUGAAAGAUCAGCUAAACUCAAAUAAUAAAAUUAUUUCUUGUAUUAAAAGUUCAUCGGUUACUGGUUCAAGAUCACAGAAUAAUAAAGUGCUUUACGAUACAGAUAUGAAUGACUCUGAUACAUUACCAAUAAAACUCAGUAUGAAAUAUAUAAAUGUGACAAGUAAUGCACAGCUCAGUGAAAGCCAAACUGAUACUGAUAUGGAAGAAAUUUUCAAAAAUCAGUCUAAGAAGUCUGUUGCAUUGCAAAAAGAAACUGAUUAUUCAUCAGGUACGGAUGGACGAGAGUAUGCAAUUGAUUCUAAGACAGUAACUGAUAUAGAUCAUUCUUGUUCUAAUGCUCAAUUAACAUUAACAUCAUUAACUGAUGUGCCCUGGGGAUUUGAAUUUACUUCAGACUAUUCAACAAGUAUAUCUACGUAUGCUAAGGACUGCCAAACUUCUUUGCCGUCAUUAUUAAGUUCAUCUAAAACCUUGCAAAAUGGAAUUCUUGAAGAAUACGCAAAUAAAGGUGCCAUACAAAAAGAAACCUGUGAAAAUUCACAAGAGUCAUUAAAUAGAAUAAGAAAGGCAUUGUCUGAAAAUUGUACUAAGAGCAAUCACAGUUUGAAGAAGCAAUUCUUAAACAAACACGCCAAAUCUCUUCACGUACUCAAAGAGAUUUUGAAAUGUCAGGAGUUAAGCGUCGAUUUUUUAAAUGCAGCUGAAAGAGAAUUGAAGAAUGAAUUACAUGAUAAAGUACAUAGUAGCGAAAGGGAAAUAUAUAUAAAUACAAACUUGUUAGGGAAUUCAAAAAUUGAAAGCCGUAGUCAGAAUUUUUUGAAUACUGACAUCUCAGAUCGUAUUAUAUUAGGAAAACAAAGAAAUUCUAAUGAAUUCAUUGACUCCGAAAAAUCUUUUAAGGAUUUGCAACCAGAAAGAUUAGACAGGGAUCCGUCUAUGGUCUUUAGUAAUAAUGUUGAUAUAAGAAACUGUUCCUGUACUUCUUCUUGCAAAAUUAAUAAUUUCUUCAAGGGAAAUGAAAUGAUGUCGAAAGAUCCAUCUAAUUUAGUUGCAAAGCUAGAACCUGUUUCCCUCGUAUGUACAAAAUCAAAAGAAACUUCUUGUAAAUUAAAAACUGUUACCGAAGAAGAGGAAGUAUCUUGUAAACCAGAAGACUUUCCAUCUUUUAAAAAAGAAAUAACAACACAGGCUUCGUUUACACGUGAAGUUUUUACUGAAUCGGAAUUUUUUCAAACAAUUUGCACUCAAACAGGACAGCAUUUUUCUUUAAGAGAUAUUGCCAUCAGUUCGGAGGACGAUAAAGAAUUAAUUACAAAGAAAACCAAAAGUACAUCAUGCGAUACCAUACCUAAUUAUCAAACUGUUGGAAUCGAAUGUACGGAGCAAUUAAAUAUGCUUUACAAUUCAAAAAAUAUAAACACUGACCAUGUAGUUACUUCUACAAACGAAGUGACCAUUUUUCAACAAGGUACUAAUAAAAAUGUUUCCAUUCAAGCUGAAGAUAUUCCAAAAUCAAGAAAGCUUGUUACUGAUACUUUUACAGAAACUUUGGAAUCAUGUUAUAGCUUCGAUGUACCUAAGAAUAUAAUUGGAGAAGAAGAAUUAAAUACAAUUAUAAUCCUAUGUGACAAUGAAGAAAUUAUGAGCAUUGAAGAAGCUCAAUCAAAUAAUAUUGAUAGAUCUUAUCAAAACCUAAUUUUAAAAUGUGAUGACACAUUUUCUGCAUAUACUGCAGCACGUAAGAAAUGUAGAGAAAAACUGCCAACGUUCAGAAAUAAUUAUUUGAAAAAGCAAGCAUCGGAAGACAUAUUUGUCCAAUUGCAAUUAAUGUCGGGGCAUAAUCAAAAUUUAGAUGCAGAAAUUUACAGAAAGAAAUUCGGUAAAAGUUCUACGAACGUCUGCAGAGAAAAUUCAUUUUUUCACCUGGUUCAAGCUAUAUCUAUUACUUCAUUUAACAUCCAAGAAACAAAUAAGCACAAAAAAGAACAGUAUGAUCCUUUAAAAAAGCCGAUUAAACUUUCUUUAAAUUUGAAAACUACAGCACCAUCGUCAAAUGAUAUUUCUGUAAAAUUCAUUGCAAACACCUCUGCGCAGAUGACACAUAAGAAAGUUCUACCGAAGAUCAAAGUAUUUAUACAUUUUUUGUUAAAUCAUUUAAGACAUAAUUUUCAUGCACGUAAAUCUUCACAGAAAAAUGGAUUUGGGGAUGACUCGACUGUCAAAAAAGAGUCGUGGGAAUACGAACGAGAUCAAAAGGCUUUGUGGAGUAAGAAUAACGAAGUUGAAUCUCUAAAAAGAAAAAGGAUAAAGGACUACGAAUAUACAAAGUGUUCACAAUAUUCACGACAGCAAUUAUUCGCUUACAUAUACGCAGUUUUGUGCUCUAUUGUAUUUUGUUCUUUUCAAUUCUCACACUUUUGUGAAAGUUAAAUAUUUCCAUACUCUAAUUUCCUCACUGUUGUUUA